AUACCACCUGUCACCGGCAGGGGGCAUACGAGUACGAAAGCUGACAAAAGCUGUCAAGUUUGUGUAAUGUCAACAUAACCCUAAUUCGAGUGUAAGGGUGCAUUUUUUUACAAAUAGGACGUUUGCUGAAUCAUUAUCGCAAACAAAAUUCAACAAUCAGAACGCCUGAAAACAAACUAAAACGUAGUAAGUGAAAAUGGACAUCUUCAGCAAGACUGUUGAAUCUAGGAGUAACACCCCGAAAACCUAUGAAUCUGAUGACGACUCCAACUCAAAUACUACAGCGGAUCACAACGUCAAACAAGAACAAGAUCUAACUGAAACCGACCAUAUGGACAUAAGUCAUCAACUCACGUCUGAAAUUCACAUUAAAGAUGAACAUACCUCAUACCUAGAUUCGGAUAUAAUUAUGCCAGAAGCGUUACACAACAGCAGUUCCCAGUCCAGGAAAAAGGAAAUAAAGACUAGAAAAGAAAUGGAGGAGGAGGAGCGUGAAAAAAUGCAAGUUUUAGUGUCUAAUUUUACUGAAGACCAGUUAGAUCGCUAUGAGAUGUACAGACGGUCUGCGUUUCCAAAGGCCGCAAUUAAAAGGUUAAUGCAGACCAUUACUGGUUGCUCUGUUUCACAAAAUGUUGUUAUCGCAAUGGCAGGUAUUGCGAAGGUGUUUGUUGGAGAAGUUGUAGAAGAAGAUUGUCAUGGAUCUAAAACUCAUACACUGGUAACAGAAAAUAUUAACUCGAGAGACAAGAACUUGGAUCUUCGUCAAAUGAUCGACAAAUCUACAAACACUCUCAUUACAGGAGAUUAUUUUCCUUUAAAUACAAGUAUGUUAGAUCCGCCAGAACUCCCUCAUAUUAAAGAGGAGCCUCACAGCGCAUACGUUUUUGAAUAUCUCCCUCCCAAGUCUCCACGUUGUGAAGACACCAACCCAAAUGUAAAAACCUCACCUGUGCAACCUGACAUUUUGACUAUUCAACUACCGGAACAAAAACCAAAACCCGAAAGAACAGCCUCUUCAAGUGUGCCAUUUUUUGAAGACCAGCCAAAGAAAGAAGACAAAGGACCAAAUCUAGAAAACGACACGAAAAAUUUAUGCCGACGCCAACCAGACUUUUGUAUUUACUGUGAAACCGAUGUGUUAAAUUUCGCCCGUCAUCUUAGAAGAAUCCAUGGGUGUGAACCUGAAGUUAUUAAAAUACUCUCGGUGCCAGCGAGUUCUCCCGAAAGGAAGCACUUAAUUUCCGAGUUAAGGAAAAGGGGCAAUUUUGUCAAAAAUUCACACAUGUGCCUGAAACCCGUGAAAAGCGGAAAAAUGGGAAAUGGGGUCAGAUAUGUACCGUGUAAACACUGUUUGGGCUUCUAUUCCUCUAAACAAUUAUAUCGCCAUGUGAAAACGUGUAGAUCGAGAGAAACCGUUCGGACUGUGUACUCACACUUAACUGAUGCACAAAACGUGCUGCUGAGGCACAAACAGAUAGAUAAAGAUUUAGUGAACAUCGUUUUUCCAAAAAUGCUUGCAGACGACAUAUCAAUGGAAGCAAAAUCGGAUCCGUUAAUUUGCAUGUUUGGUGCGAGAUAUAUUAAGUGUCACAGGGAGAGACAUUUUGUUAAUAUCUGCUCGAGAAAAAUGAGAGAACUGUCGAGGUUGCUAAUUGAAAUCAAGAAGCAGAAACCUUUGAUUCAAUCUUUGUUUGAAGCGCUGCGCCCGGAAAAUUUUCAGUUAUUCGUUCAAGCCACAAAAGUCAUUGCAAAGUAUGAUCCAGAGACAGAUAAAUUUGAGACACCGACGUACGCAUUGAAUAUUCAAAGUUCGUUAAAACAGUGUUGCGACAUAGCAAUUUUAACAGUUUCAAAAGAUAGCAGUGUUUGUGAUAUAGAAGCGGAGGAAGAGUAUAAAGCCUUUAAACAAUUACUCGAAGAUGCCUGGAAGUUUGAAAUUUCGGCUAAAUUUACUGUUAGCAACAACACUCAAAAAUUUAAUAAAGUUCCCUUAAUUCCAUUGGUCGAAGAUUUGAAGGCUUUGACAGACUAUCUGGAACAAGAAGGCGAAAAAACCUAUUUAGAUCUAGAAAGUAACCGAGAUUUACUCUCUUAUAAAACCCUUUCAGAAAUUGUAUUUUGUCGUUUGUUAUUGUUAAAUAGGAUGAAAAUUGGAGAAUUGGAAAAAACACGUUUAUCAAUUUAUGUGUCUGAAGACACCACCCAAAACGAUGAUUUGUCGCAUUUCGUUACACUGUGCGAAAGAAUAUUAUUAAAAAAAUUCAAAAACAUAGUUUUAAGAGACAGUCAGUGUAGAGACAUACCGGUCCUGUUCAGUUCAGAACUUCAAAAAUACACAGAUAAGUUAAUUGAACUGCGGACUAACUUUAUUAGAACUGAAAAUGUCUAUUUAUUUGCCGACAUAUAUACAAAUAAUCCCAUUGAAGCCCACAAAAUAUUUAGAACCCACGCCCUCAAAUCAGGCGUCAAAAAUUGUAAUGCCUUAAUAUCCAUACGUUUAAGGAAGCAUUUGGCCACUGUAGCUCAAUUACUUACCAUGUCAAACUACGAUCUAGAACAACUUCAAACUUUUAUGGGACAUAACCAAGAUACUGAAAGACCAUUUUAUGUGCAACCUCUUGACAUACACCAGGUUGCUAAACUUUCAAAAACACUGUUAUUCAAAGAGAGAGGUAAGACUGGGGAGUUAAAAAUCAAAACUUUAAGUGAAAUUGAUAUGGAGAUCGACUCCGAAAACGACGAAACAGAUAAUGAAGCGCAAGAGGAUCUUGAAAUUUUAUGUGAAUAUAGUUCUUCACGCAACAAACCAAAUAAAAUUCCUCGGAAACUGAUCCCAUGGACCGUUGAACAAAAAGCCGCUGCGAGAAGUUUUUUUGCGGAGAAUAUUGCAAAUAAAAAACCGCCGAAGAAAAAUGAUGUUGAACAGUUACGAAUAAGAUACAACAGCUUAUUUGAUAAUAAAUCUUGGCCACAAAUAAAGGUUUUCGUGCAGAAUAUUUACAAGAAAAACACAUAAGUGUGCAUUUCACUCAAAAAUUUUAUAUUUACGCUGUUUUCCUGAUUUUUGAAUCAGGGUUAAGUGUUUUUGUGUGUUGUUUUUUAUGUAAAAUCGUGUUAUUUAAAUAAAGAUUAUUUUUUUGUUA
Molecule: messenger RNA, 3143 nt
Organism: Zophobas morio
Lineage: Eukaryota; Metazoa; Arthropoda; Insecta; Coleoptera; Tenebrionidae
Exons: 3
Coding region: 197-3016 (939 amino acids)
Biological process (GO): transcription initiation at RNA polymerase II promoter
Cellular component (GO): nucleus
Molecular function (GO): protein heterodimerization activity
Source: RefSeq, a predicted model, not a curated record